Wallemia mellicola CBS 633.66 is the source of this 1544-nucleotide messenger RNA. RefSeq lists its product as hypothetical. Bases 5 to 1468 code for a protein of 487 amino acids. The record is from RefSeq and is a predicted model, not a curated record. The transcript has 2 exons. NCBI's taxonomy places the organism in Eukaryota, Fungi, Basidiomycota, Wallemiomycetes, Wallemiales, Wallemiaceae. Gene Ontology annotation, molecular function: serine-type endopeptidase activity. Gene Ontology annotation, biological process: proteolysis.
AACCAUGAUCAAAGCACUCGCACUACUCACACUGUCAGCAUCUACGCUCGCCACCCCACUCUACACUCAAGAGCUCGCCCCUAUUCACGGAGAGCCACACGUCGAGGGUUCAACGGACCCUCGCGUGCACAACUCCUACAUCGUCGUACUCAAGGAUGGCGUAGAAGCUGACUCGCACCACACCUUCACCCGCAACACUCUCAAAAAGCGUUCUGGAGGCGGACGUUUCGGUCACGUGUACAACCUUGACAACGAAGGUGACAGCAUUUUCAAUGGCUACUCAGUACACGACGUCGAUGAGGACGUUAUCGAUAUGAUCAGAGCAAGGCCAGAAGUUGCCCACAUUGAACGUGAUUCAAUUGUGACGACACAGGAGACCUACCACGGUUUAGAUGAUGUAGUCGACGCACUCGACGUAGAUGAUACAAUCACCCAAAAGAAUGCCCCUUGGGGUCUCGCCCGUAUUUCACACCACGAUCCACUUAGUCUCAGUACUUUCAACAAGUAUGUCUACGACCCACACGGUGGUGAAGGCGUAAACGUCUAUGUCGUAGACACUGGUAUCAAUACUAAGCAUGUCGAAUUCGAAGGCAGAGCCUUUUGGGGUAAAACAAUUCCAUUGAAUGACGUUGAUGAGGAUGGUAACGGUCACGGCUCCCACUGCGCUGGUACCAUCGCAUCACGCAAAUACGGUGUCGCAAAGAAGGCGCACGUAUAUGCCGUCAAGGUCUUAGGUUCUAAUGGUUCCGGUACCAUGUCUGACGUCGUUAGUGGUGUUCUUUGGGCAGCUGAAGAUGCCAAGAGAAAGCAAAAAGCGGCAGCUGAGGAAUUACGCACUACUGGAAAGACAUCACACAAGGGUUCAGUUGCUAAUAUGUCCCUUGGCGGUGGCAAGUCACCAUCACUCGACAGAGCAGUCAACAAGGCAGUAGAAUCAGGUUUGUCAUUCGCAGUCGCAGCUGGUAAUGAUGACAGAGACGCUUGUGACUACUCCCCAGCAUCUGCUGAGAAGGCCGUUACUGUUGGUGCCUCUACACUCUGGGAUGAACGUGCAUAUUUCUCAAAUGUUGGCGAAUGUGUUGACAUCUUUGCACCAGGCUUGAACAUUCUUUCAACAUGGAACAGCGGUCCACACUCAAUCAACACUAUCUCUGGUACCUCAAUGGCAUCUCCACACACCGCUGGUGCUUUGGCAUACUUACUCUCACUCCAUUCACACGAAUCACACAAGUCAUUCGCUGAAAACUUUUACAACACUGCUCUUAACACGGUCUUUGAAACAAUUGGUGGUGUCCUCCCUGGAUGGAUCGAUCUUUUCAAACCAAGUGCACCAGUUCCAGCACCAGAACCAAUCUCACCUGCAUUCUUGAAGCAAUCAUUGCUCUCUUUAGCCGGUAGAGGAUAUCUUAAUGACCUCGAACAGGGUUCACCAAACCUUUUGUUGUUCAACAAUGCUACAAAGGCAUAAGCUGGCGUGUAUAACGUGUAUGAUUAAAAUCAUUUCAUUGUAAUAUAAUUUUAUGAAAGGUAUUCUAAAUGAGCUC